Colletotrichum truncatum is the source of this 1590-nucleotide messenger RNA. Its product is annotated as maltose permease (alpha glucoside transporter). Gene Ontology annotation, biological process: transmembrane transport; carbohydrate transport. Gene Ontology annotation, molecular function: carbohydrate:proton symporter activity. Gene Ontology annotation, cellular component: membrane. Lineage: Eukaryota; Fungi; Ascomycota; Sordariomycetes; Glomerellales; Glomerellaceae. The record is from RefSeq and is a predicted model, not a curated record.
AUGGCGGACCAAAGCAGCAUGGGCGACAAGUCUGUGAGUCUUGGCGCGGUGAACAGCAUUACUAGCACUGCCGAGCUGGACACGAACCAAUAUGGCCACCUCACGCUGUGGCAAUCCAUCAAAAAGUGGCGUCGCGUCGUUCUUUACUGUAUUGGCAUGACUUCCGCCAUCUUGCUAUACGGCUACGACUAUGUCAUUGUCGGUACCGUGUCGGCCAUGCCUAGUUUUCAGCGAGAUUUCGGCCAGAAGCUUAAUGACAAGUGGAUUCUACCAUCUCUCUGGCUCGGUCUCUGGAACUUUGUUAGUCCUGGAUGCUCCAUGGUUGGGGCCCUGGUUGGAGGCAUAUUCCAGGACCGCUUCGGUCGCCGUGCCUCACUUGCUGUUGGCUCCUUCUUGUCAGCUGUGGGCGUCGCUGUUUGCUUCAUUUCUAACCUGUCUCCCGAUAUCAACGAACGUCGCGGUAUUUUCCUUGCUGGCAAGGGCUUUCAGGGAGGAGCUAUUGGCAUGGUCAUGGCAACUAGCCAAACAUACAUGUCAGAGAUCCUUCCACCAAAUUUGAGAGGACCACUGCUUGCAUUUUUCCCCAUCUUCACCCUUUUGGGCCAACUCAUUGGGGCCGCUGUUAUUUUCGCCUGUCUCAAUCUGACGAAUGGAUACACCAUCUGCUUCGCAUCACAGUGGCCCUUCUCAGCCAUUCCUCUGCUGAUGGCCUUCAUCAUACCCGAGAGCCCGACUUAUCUCAUCCGCAGAAAUCAGGACGACAAAGCCUACAAGGCGCAGAAGAGAUUGGCUGCCCCGGGAGUGGAGCCAGAGACGACGCUCGAUAUCAUCCGGCAGAAUAUUGAGCAUGAACGCCGGCAGACUAACGCGACAUACAUCGACUCCUUCCGUGGGGUGAACCUUCGGCGCACAUUGAUUGUUAUGUUUGCGAAUUCCCUGCCCAACUUUUUCGGCUUAACUCUGCUCUCAAAGUCCAGUUACUUUGUGCAAGUAGUUGGCAUGAAGGCCAAUCUAAGCGUGAUCGUACUCAUCUUGGGACUUGUCUGCGGUUUGAUUGCCAAUAUCGCAAGUGUUUGGAUCCUCUCCAAGAUAGGUCGCAGAAAACUUAUCACCAGCACUCUGGCAGUCUUGACCGUGAUAUGGACCGCCAUGGGCAUUGCCGGGUGCUUUUCGGGCCCUGUGACCGUUUGGUAUACUGCCAUGUCACUGAUAGCCGUUGUUAUCGUGGCAGGUCUGGGUGUCUGGCCUGCCUCGCACGUCGUCGGUGCCGAAACCUCAGCACUACACUUGCGUUCCAAAGCCCAAGGUAUUGGCUGGUUCACGGCCGGUGCAAACAAUUCCAUCUUCGGGUUUGUACUGCCAUACAUUUUCAACCCCGAUAAAGGCAACCUUAAAGCCAAGACCGGUUUCGUGUACGCGGGACUCUGUGCUCUCGGACUUGUCGUUUCUUUUCUUUGUAUCCCUGAAAUGAAGGGACGAACGCCAGCAGAGAUCGAUCGCAUGUUUGAGUCAAAGCUUCCGGCACGGAAAUUCCGCCACUGGGUCAACUCGGCAGCAGAUGCCGAACAGAAGAGUGUGUCGAGAGUAUAG